This is a messenger RNA of Phlebotomus papatasi, 2888 nucleotides long. RefSeq lists its product as uncharacterized. The record is from RefSeq and is a predicted model, not a curated record. Gene Ontology annotation, molecular function: microtubule binding. The transcript is spliced from 5 exons. Gene Ontology annotation, biological process: cilium assembly. NCBI's taxonomy places the organism in Eukaryota, Metazoa, Arthropoda, Insecta, Diptera, Psychodidae. Gene Ontology annotation, cellular component: microtubule; cilium. Bases 129 to 2762 code for a protein of 877 amino acids.
ACAUCAGUUUCAAGUGCCUCCGAAAGCGGACUCUCCCGUGAUUUUCCUUUUCUCAGAGAGUGCAAUAACUGUUGUCAAGUGCAAGAAGGAAGAGACAGAAGGUUGGGGGGCUGUCCUGAGCAAACAGCAUGAUUUACCAGAACAGCGGAUCAAAUCGUGAAUUGAGUUUGGUGGAGCAGAAGAAGCGCCAGUGGCAGAAGGAACGCGAAGAGAUGGCGAAGCUUGGAGAAUUCCCGAUAAAGAUAGAAUCCCUGUCGAGCACAAAGUAUGAGAAGACUAGCAUACGAACCUUCUAUGCCAGUAACAUGGAUCUUUCGGACAAUUAUCCUGGGAAAUUUCGCAAAAAUCCCUCUGACCGUGGAUCCAUUUACGAGGGGGACAAUCGGAGACUCAGAAGCCCAAGUUUACCACCAAUUGGAAGGCACAAGUAUCCAGGAAGUGUCAUCCGGCAGAGUACCACGGAAGAUGACACGGGGUACACGAGUGGAUCUCCGCAGCAUUCGGACAGCAGUGGAGCGGAAGUGUGGACAAAUACUGAGCCCCAGAAAGUGGCUUAUGUCAGUAAGCCAUCGAAUCUGCAUCUUCCGGGAGGUGAUUUUGCCUCCUCCAAAGAUGCUGAAGACACCUUCUCGGACACAACGACAAAGAGUCAUCUGGAACGCGAAAGCCAAGGGCACAAAAUGUCCCCGGACAGCUUGGAUCUGGAGCACGAAACGGACUUUUCCAAGUCACUCAGCACUCCAUCAUCGUCAUCCUCAGGAGGUCAGUCUUUUGCCUCCUUUCAGGCACCUGACUUCGGGGGUUACCACAAAGUGAAGGAGGAGCGCGCAAAGUGGGGAGAUCGUGGAGUGACUGUUGGGCAUCUCUAUGACCCAAUUGCGAGAGUGGAGAUGGAAAAGUCAGCGAGGAAUGUUCCAGUGUGGUUGGAGAAGGGACUUCAUGAGAUGCGAGACAGCGAGGAUGAAUCCGUUAGAUCCUUCAUCCUAGGCCAAAAUACCCCAAUUGAUCCUCAAGUUCUGGAGGAAAGGGCAAACCGACGCCGGAAGGCUAUGGAGCUGCAGGAAGCCAUCAAGGAGCAGCUGAAGGAGCGCGAGCGUCAGAAGAAAUGGGAAAAGGAACGAAGGUUGCGAGAAGAACGCCUUGAGGAAGAGCGAAUGAUGCGCCAGAUGGAAAUGGAGAGGGCACGCUUUGAGUAUGAGCAGAGGCUGCAGCAGGAAAAGCUAGAGAAGGAGCGGAAAAAGCACGAAAUGAUGCGUAGGGCCAUUGUCAAGGCUGAAAUGGAUGCUAAAGUUGAAAAGGAUCGAAGGAAGCACAAGGUUUUCCAUCGGGAGCCUUCUCCUCCUCCUGCGAGGGAGAAGGAAGAAGCCCCUGCAGACGAAGUGGAAGCGAAAGAAAUUCAGGAGGAGACAGUUUCAGCUGAAGAAAAAGUCCUAAUUGGGACACCGAUAAAGCUGAAGAAGCAAAUGAGUUCGCCGGAGGAGGUGAAGGGGGCGGAGGAGAAGCCUGAGCAGAAGGAAGUUCCGGAAAAGCCUGUGAUUGAGAAGAAUCGGCCAACAGAUAUCGAUGGAAUUGCUUUGGUGCUCCAAACCAUGACUCCAGUCGUACCAUUGCCGAUUGCAAGUGACCUCCUUGGAUUCAAUGCCACUGUGAAUAAUCUUCAGCUGGCACUCCUCCUGGCUGCUCAGCAGCAACGCCAGGGAGCCCAGGAUGGUCUUGGAGGGCCUGAGAAGAUUUCCAUGAGGGAGAGUCAUAAUAGAGAAUGCAGCUAUUGCUGCAAAAUCCACGGGAAUCCUUCGAUUUCUCCAGGUCUGAUCGCAGCAACAGAGGAAGUGCCGAAGGAAGAGAAUUUGAAGGAAGAUCUCGCUCUGGCUGUUCCGGAAGCUCCGCCAAAUUUGCCGCGAGAUGGUACCUUUACGAAGGAAAAAGAAUCACAGCUGAAUGUCACAGAGGUGAAGAUUGACGUGGCCACGAGCACAACUGCUGACUCUGCAUCUUCCGGGGAGGAGUCAUCGAGUGAGAAAACUCUAACUCCUCGGAAAUAUAGAACGGAUUCGUCUUCGUCAGUUGAUGUGGCUGUUCAGACGGAGAUCACGCCGAAGAUGUGCAAUCUCUGCUGUCACCACAAACUCUACCUCCAGGAGAUCUCAACAGUCACAACAUCCGUCACGCAGACGUCAAAAAACAAAGUCCUGGGCGAACGGAAGGCUCCCCCGGAGGACGAAAAUGCCUCAACUGGGAGAAAUGUGGAGAAUGAGACCAUAACAACGACCACAACGACCAAAACGAUGAUCCGCUCGAAGCCAGGGAAGACGAAGAAAGCUGAACCAAGGCCCAAAUGGGGAGUCAAUCGUCCACUGAUGCAGUACAUCAAGGCCAGCGAGAGGGAUCCCUUCUGCCUGCGUCAGCGCCGGAAAAAGUAUCAACAGAGGAGUUUUAUUGUGAAGCCUGAGGAAUCACCUAAGAAUCACCGAAAUGUCUGCACGGAGAUUCUGCCCAUUAAGACAGAUUCCAAUGGGAGGAUUUUCCUGAACUUCAACGAGGCCAGUUUGGUGAUGAAGGAGGAUCCUGUGAUGCAGAAUGCCACUAAAAUCCGUGAGAGGAUCAUGGACAAACGCGGGGAGGAUUGUGCAUCAGACAAAGACAGCAAGGACUUCUCCAAUUUGGCCAUUGUCAAGGCUUCAAGUGCCAGGAGGCAGAGUAGCUUUGAAGAUGUCGACACGGAAGAAAGCACUUCAGAAAUAUCCAGCAAAAGUAGGGACUGAAUCACUUGGAAGUCACAGUAAUUGCACAGAAACUUCCGGAAGGGAAGUUUUGGUAAGGAAAAAUUUACAUAUUACCCAUUGUCAAUGCUCAUUCUUGAAUAAAUAUGCUUCAAAAAAGUCCACAAA